UUGAUUGGAACUGGAGACGCAGCGAAAUGUGAUUCGGGUUUGGGUUUCGAUUUGGCCAUGGGGGCGGAUUUUCCAUGGGCUUUGAACCCAAUACUCUCCACCAAAACUCCAAAUUCAUCCAUGGCGGUCGGAGCCAAUAUCGAGAUUCAGCUGGAAACUGUCGAAACACCAGCAGCUUCAACAUCCAUUCCCCGCUGCGGGAGGAGAAAGCCGCCUCCGGCCUCUAAAAAUCCAGGAGCUCCUACGCCUAUUCUCUACCCAACCGCCGAUCUCGCGUACCAACUUGUUCGUCUCGUCGCUAACUUUGGAGGCGAUGCCUCCGGGAAGCCACCGUUGUUUUCCUCGUCGUAUUUUAAGAGGAAGUGCGGUUCCGAGAGUGUAUGGCUCCUCUGGCAAGUGUAG
This is a messenger RNA of Striga asiatica, 402 nucleotides long. The record is from the annotation of a GenBank genome assembly. NCBI's taxonomy places the organism in Eukaryota, Viridiplantae, Streptophyta, Magnoliopsida, Lamiales, Orobanchaceae.